AUGAUACCAAGCUCUCAGAUAGCCUCGUCUGAAUGCGAGGAAGGCGAUCUAUGGGGUUCGGAUGAUGAAGCAGGUCUCGAUGAUGAAACUAGUGCAACUUAUCAUCAAACUUUAAAUCAAGAGAACACUACCAUGCAAGAUGAAGAUCCUACUUCCUCGAUUCUCAACCUUCCACCCGAUUCACCACCUGCGAUCAGUAGUAGUUCUCUACCUCCUACCGCCAUCAGACGUCAUCCUCCUGUCUUUCAAGGUGCCUUCAGUCAAGCACGUGUUCAACAACCCAUGAUGAGGUCUUUUACCGAUGCUUUCAAUCAACGUCUUCCAAGUCUCUUUCAUUCUUCAUCAGCUUUACCUACUCAUCCAACAGGUUCAGAAACCGGUUCGAUCUCUCCACUUGUAGAUGAAUUGGAUUUCGGAAAUCUUAAUCCUUCAGCUCUUUCAGGUGUUCGUGAACAGUAUCCUGAAGUGUUUGAAGAAGCUGCAGCAAGGUUUUUGGAAGAUUUUGUGACGGGUCCUUCGAUUUCUCCACAGGAUCCUGCUUCUCCUGAUCAACAUCAAAAGAACAGAGGCUCCAUUGAUUCAAGCUUUGGGUUGAUGGAUAGUAAUCAUCAGGAUGAAGAAAAUGAAGAGCUUUCUGGCUCACUCAAUGAUUCUACGGUUGAAGGACGAAGAAAUAGACCUUUUGUUCGACCUUCAACUACUACUUCUGGCGCGCAAGCUUCAUCAUCAGCACUAAGACUGUCUAUUAGUAGUGCAUCAGGAUCUAAUCUACCUGAAACCGAUCUUUCUUCAACUUCAUCUUUCGCACAACGUAACUCAGAUUUAUCUUUACCAUCAUCUUCAUCCGUACUGAACAACACCAACCAACCCAAACCUAAACCACCGGGUUUAUUUUUACCACCACGUGCACCACGGUUGGCCAAUGAUGAUAGAUAUACUCAGACCCCUUUUAACUCUCCAUGCGCUUCUGGACCUUCAACGCCGAUUCCUAGUUAUCAACCCUUACCUCGUACAUCACGUGCUAAUCGUAAUUCUACUUCACAAGGAAAACCAGAUCGAACUGGUAUGUUAAGUUCAAAGAAACGAAAAUCAACAGUACCAUUACCAGCACCAGCACCACCUCCCCCACCCGCUUCAUCGGUAGCUGAACGUCGAUUAUCAACAGUUCAUGAUAAUUUAUUGAAAGCUAGUGCUAGUGAUGGGAAAAUUGGAACUGGAAGCGAAAGAAGAACUGUUUCAGGUUUACCACGUCGAGCAGAUAUUGAUCAAGUUAGACUUUUGAGACAGAUUAGAGAAUUACGUAGAGGUGAUGGAUCUUCUGCUACGAUUGAAAAACUUGAACAAGAAUGGGAAGCUUUAUUAAGAAGAUCAGAUGGAUUGGAAGCUGCUUUGGAAUUAAAAAGGAAAGCUACGGAACAUUGUUUGUAUUUACGUAGAAUGAAAGAUGCACUUGGGAGUGAGUUGGUAAGAGUUCAAAUUGAAGAAAGUGUCCUUCGACAUGUUCGAGGGAUCGUUGCUAACAUAUCUUCAGGUGAAGAAUGCGCAAAUGAGGUUUCGAGAUGA
This is a messenger RNA of Melampsora larici-populina 98AG31, 1563 nucleotides long. RefSeq lists its product as uncharacterized. The coding region runs from base 1 to 1563 and encodes 520 amino acids. The transcript is spliced from 3 exons. NCBI's taxonomy places the organism in Eukaryota, Fungi, Basidiomycota, Pucciniomycetes, Pucciniales, Melampsoraceae. The record is from RefSeq and is a predicted model, not a curated record.